AUGGUGAAAGUCCCGAAGGUACUCAAACCGGAUUUCCGCCGUUCCGUCACAAAAGAUAAAAUAUCGACACCCAUCGCUAUUCCGACCAAGGCGCCACCCUCGAUUUUACCACCAAAAAAAGUUAUAAAGGCGUUAUACGAUUACGAAGCAAAUGCUCCACAUGAGUUGUCAUUUUCAAAAGGAGAUUUUUUUCAUGUC
Molecule: messenger RNA, 198 nt
Organism: Acaulospora morrowiae
Lineage: Eukaryota; Fungi; Glomeromycota; Glomeromycetes; Diversisporales; Acaulosporaceae
Source: the annotation of a GenBank genome assembly